This is a messenger RNA of Vicia faba (fava bean), 801 nucleotides long. Lineage: Eukaryota; Viridiplantae; Streptophyta; Magnoliopsida; Fabales; Fabaceae. The record is from the annotation of a GenBank genome assembly.
AUGUCUCCGACAGCUGCGCCAUUUUUGAUGAAGACCUAUGAGAUGGUGGAUGAUUCUAUGACUAACGAUGUGAUUUGCUGGGGUGAAAAUGGCGACAGUUUUAUUGUGGUGCAACAUGCUGAGUUUUCUAGGGACUUGCUUCCAAAAUAUUUCAAGCACAACAAUUUCUCAAGUUUUGUUCGUCAACUCAAUACAUAUGGAUUUCGAAAAAUUGUUUCUGACAAAUGGGAAUUCGCCAACGAGAAUUUCAAGCAAGGGCGGAAAGAGCUACUGCCAGCAAUCAAGCGUCGGAAGAGUCAAUCAUAUGUAGCCAUAGGAUCCGUUGGUGUCCAUGGAAAUUCAGCAUCGAAUUCCGGUCCCAAUGACAUGGACUCGACCUUGACAGGAUUAGGAUCAAUGGAACGAAAUAUUCAUCGCGCUAAUUUAUCAAUGGAAAACGAGAACCUGAAGAAGGACAACGAGAAACUUAAGUGUCAAUUGGCUCUCAAGAAGAAACAAUGCGACCAACUAAUCGCAUUUCUUCGUGACAAUGUCAAUAUUGGGCCUGAUCAGAUUAACUGUGUCAUUAGGCAAGGAACGAGCGGGUCCAGUCUUGAUGCGGAGCGUGCUGAUGAUGGUGUUGUAGGUGAUGAAGGGAAAUGUAAGGGUGAAGAGGGUGUGAAGCUGUUUGGAGUUUGGAUGAAGGGUGGUGGAGAAGGGAAAAACAAAGUGAAGACUGAAAAUGGUCAGGGAAAGUGUCGCAAGAGGGGACAUGAAGAGGAAAUUGGUGGUGAAAACAAGGAGUUACAGAUUGAUAUUUAG